Molecule: messenger RNA, 3018 nt
Organism: Rhizophagus irregularis DAOM 181602=DAOM 197198
Lineage: Eukaryota; Fungi; Glomeromycota; Glomeromycetes; Glomerales; Glomeraceae
Source: RefSeq, a predicted model, not a curated record
AUGCAUACACCAACUAAUUUUGACCAAACUGAUCACACCGGAACUCUCACCCGCUACGACAGCGCCAGCCCUUUAGCUGGUAUCCCAUCACGUAAUGAUAUUGUGGCAGAAUUCGAUAAUGGGAUGACCACUAUACUUCAACAAAGCCUAUCCGGCAAGCAACCCAUACAUUUCAUGCCUACUGAAGCAAAAGGUGGUCGUGAAUAUCACAGCAUCCGACCAUUCUUCGAUGUUGAAGUACCUGAAAACUAUUCCCCCUCUUCACUUAAGACCAUAUUAGCACGCAUUUUAUCAGUUACACUCAAAAAUACAACAAAAUUUGGGGUUGAGGAUAUUCGUGCUUUUCCACUUCAGGGUUAUUAUACAGAAAAGAAAGCAUAUAUCCGUAUAAGAACGUGGAACUACUUUGAUCGGUAUAAUGCCCUAAAAGCAGUUCGUGAAGUCGGCAUUCGUACAGUCUCAGAUGAUCUAAACUGCCAGUAUUAUUACUGCAAAGUAGCUCGUGAAGAACGAUUACCUCUUUCAAGCUGGGCCGUAUUAAGCAAUUAUUUAUACGAAUUCAUCCCAGAUGGCGAGGUGCCUAACGCAAAAUAUGAUGAAGACAGAGUGUUUAUGAUUUGUAUGACAGUGCAUUGGAAAGAUGAUCCCGAACCGUUAAAACAAAUCUCAUUCGCUUUAUGUUGGAAACUUCUAGCACCAGAUAUACACAUAGGAUUUAAAGAUUCUCAAUACGAUUGGAGGUUUAUUGUAGAGAAAGCUAAUAAAUUAGGAGUUCUCGAAUGGAUGUUCAAUCAUAUGUCAUUCAAGCCAUCGAGCCUGGAAAAAAUUAUAAAAUGGGAAUAUCGAUAUAAUAUGAUAAAAGUAAAUGAUAGAAAAUUCCAUUCGAAAAAUCUUAAAAUUCCGGGAUGUGUAGCUAUUGACGUCCGACCCUGUUUUAUGGGAAUUUAUUCUAAGGCUGAAAAGAGUAGUUUAGCAUUUUACCUAAAUGAAUGUGAGCUCGAAAGUAAAAUGGAUAUGCCUAUUCACCGCAUGAACAAAUAUUAUGAAAGGGCAUUAAAAAAGCCAGAUUACAUAGAGGUGGCAUCCAUAGCCUUCUUAUUAUUAUUUGAUGCACAUUAUUUUGCGGGAGGUAUGAAGGUUUGCAAUUUUUUAAGUGCUAGCGCAUGGCAAAGAGGGAUCCUAACCAGUAUGAUUUCAAGCCAACAAACAGAAACUGGAAAAUACCCUGGAGCCUAUGUUUUCCCACCAGUAAAGGGUCUCGAAAAUAGACGUCCUGUAACUGGUUUAGAUUUCGCAUCGUUAUAUCCGAAUCUUAUCAUAAUAUAUAACCUCUCACCCGACAAAAUCAUUUUAUCUCAAGAGCAUGCCAUAUCUCAUAACAAUAUUUCUGAAGAAAAAGGACUCUAUACUAGCGUAUUGGAAUAUUUAUCAGGUAAACGAAAUGAGAUGAAGAAGCGUCUUGCACCUUUGAAAGAGAAAAAGGAAGACAUGGAUUUGGUAAUAAGUUCAAUGGGUAAAAGUUUGUCAUUAUCAGAAGCCAUCGAGCAGAUCUUAGCGAAUGCAGAGGUAGAAAAACGUAACGGUCUUACUAAGAAUUUAUAUCAUUUUAUUCAUAAAGAAAAGCAUGAAUUCAUAGCAGAAUAUGAUUCUAUUUGUUUCGACUGUUCUUGUUUGAAUAAGAAACAAUAUGCUUUCAAGAUAUAUAUGAAUUCAUUCUAUGGUACGGCUGGAGAUAAUUUCGUUAAGAGAAAGGGAUUUGAGAUAAAAUAUGGUGAUACGAAUUCCUUGUAUUUAGUCUGUCCAGAAGAACGCUUCCAGAGGUGUGAUGAGGCUUAUGAUAGUGGCAACGGGAUCUCAAAAGAAGAAUAUUGGUCUCGAAUGGUAGAAAUCUCUAUGGUGAAAAUGGAAAAACUUCGUGAUGAAGUUAAUGACUUUCUCAAGGAAGAUAACGGAUCCCCUUAUCUUAAAAUGGCAUAUGAGGAAGUCUUAUUUCCGGUAGUAUUUACUGGAAAAAAAAAAUACUAUGGUAUCCCGCAUGAAAGCAAGCCGAACUUUAAUAAAAAGCUUUUCAUUCAGGGAGUUGAGGUUGUAAAGUGGGGGCAGUCUAAACACUUUCGUGGGAUGGAUCUUAAUGGGGUGAUUAAAACUGCUGUAUGGAAGCCUGAUAAGAAUAACAAGAGUGUCCAGCAUUUUAUUUCACAAAUGCGAGACAGACAUACUCGUGAAGAAGCAGAUGCCAAACGGCUCAUAAAAAGAGGGCUAACAUCUGAGCCUUAUCUUUAUGAAAUCCUAGAACCGGGUGAGCGUUUUGAGUAUGUUGUAGUUGAGAAUGAUUCAUCAGAUAAGGUCGGAAAUAAAAUGGAGUAUCCAGAAGUAGUGAGGCGAUUAGGUAAAAAGAUCAAUAUCAGCUAUUAUCUGAAAACCGUCGUCAGCCUUUGUGCACGAUUUAUUAACUAUGAUGAAAGUUUCCAGCCAUCAUCUGAAAUUGUGCUGGAGGCCUUAAAAAAGUUGAAAGAUGCUAAUAAAGCGGGUGAUAAUAAAGCGGAUGACGGUGGGGUGGAUGGAAAUGACCUGGAUGAAGACGAAGAAGAUGAAGACAAAAUGGAUGAAGAUGAGGUAUCAAAAAUAAGAGAUGCCUUAGCGCAGAAAUCGGCUGAAAAGUGGAUUAAGGGGUAUAUCAAAAGCCUACGUGAUGGUCCGAAAAAAGAUAAAACCAUCAUAUCUCAUUUAUGGGAAGGGGCACGCAUUUACGUGAAAAAAAUAUUUGAUACUACUUAUGCCGACAAGGGAGAACACCUAACUAACAAUGCUUAUUACCAAUCAUUCCUCAAUGCGCUAGAUAAGCAAGAAGAAUCCAUCCGCUUAAAACUUUCAUCAUUGCUUAAAGAAAUUUCAAAGGUUGAUAUAGAGUAUAGAGACAGUAUGUAUAAAUUAGUUACUAAGAAGCGAGCAAUGUCCUUAGAACAAUAUUUAAUAUCAUAUUAUUUGGAUGAGUGUAAGCUACUAGCAGAUUUCUGA